Messenger RNA from Monopterus albus (swamp eel), 3211 nucleotides. It is a transcript of the gene bmp6, whose product is annotated as bone morphogenetic protein 6. Gene Ontology annotation, cellular component: extracellular region. Gene Ontology annotation, biological process: BMP signaling pathway. Bases 524 to 1807 code for a protein of 427 amino acids. The record is from RefSeq and is a predicted model, not a curated record. Gene Ontology annotation, molecular function: growth factor activity; cytokine activity. The transcript is spliced from 7 exons. NCBI's taxonomy places the organism in Eukaryota, Metazoa, Chordata, Actinopteri, Synbranchiformes, Synbranchidae.
ACCUGCAGAUUCCUGUUAGACUCGUACACAGCCUGCUGAGUCAAGUGACCGCCACUGAGACUAGUUCACCUACUGAAGGGCGGUUGUAGAGCAGAAGUGUGGAAAACCAUACAUUUUGGAGAGCAGACAUAUCCAUUUACGUAAAAUGUCUUCUUCUAGAGGAUUUGUUAUUCUUGUAUUAGUUAACGUUGUGUCAAACGGUGUAUUUUGACGGACAUACCGGAGCGCUCACAAUAAAGUUUUACAUGGUGCACUUUAUCCUUAAGCACUACAAUGCGCUACGGGAAUCAGAAAUGAGAGCAGGACCGACACUAUUUUGUUUUAGAAAGUCUUUUAAAUGGCUUGAUGCACUUUUAAUUCUCGUUUUACGCUGUACAUCUGUGGUUUAAUCAGAUAACGACGCGCUCGGACAGACUUCGGUUACUGUUACGCACAUUUUGCGUUUGGGUAGGCGACUGACACUACAAGUCAGACAUACAGACAGGCACACUUGGGACUCCGGAGAGCACAGUGGGACAGCACCAUGACCAGCCGCUGCCUCGCCUUGGUCGGAUUGUGGUGGAGCGCCUAUUACUGCAUAUUCCCGGUCGCGGGGAGUAAUCAUUCACUGGAUGGAAACAACGAAGUGCACGGUUUCAUCCACCGGCGGCUGCGGACGCACGAGAAGAGGGAGAUGCAGAAGGAGAUCCUGUCCAUCCUCGGGCUGCCACACAGACCGAGACCGCAUCUGUGGCACGGAAAGUACAACUCGGCUCCACUUUUUAUGUUGGACUUGUACAACACCAUGUCAAGCGAGGAGAAAAGCCAAGUGCAGGGCAUGCCUGACAGAUAUGAGUCUGUGCGGACAACCCAGAGUCCCCAUUUGGCCACAUAUCAAGAAACUGCCUUUUUAAAUGAUGCAGAUAUGGUGAUGAGCUUCGUGAAUUUAGUGGAGUACGACAGGGAUCUUUCUCCACAGCGCCGUCACCACAAGGAGUUUAAGUUCAACCCCUCACAGAUCCCUGAGGGCGAGGCUGUCACCGCAGCAGAGUUUCGCCUCUAUAAGGAGUGUGUGAGUCACUCCUUCCGCAACGACACCUUCUUACUCAAAGUCUAUCAGGUGGUCAAGGAGCACCCUGACAGAGAGGCAGACCUACUCCUGCUGGAGUCUCGCAGGCUGUGGGCAGCUGAAGAGGGCUGGCUUGAGUUUGACAUCACUGCCACCAGCAACCUGUGGUUGAUGAAUGCAGCACACAACCUAGGCCUGCAGGUCAGCAUGGAGACUAGCAGCGGACAGAGCAUCAGCUUCAAGGAGGUGGGGCUCGUGGGCCGUGACGGUGCACUGGAGAAGCAGCCUUUUAUGGUGGCGUUCUUUAAAGUCAGCGAAGUGCACAUCCGCACCACCCGCUCAACUGGGGGCAAACGUCGCCAGCAGAAUCGCAACCGAUCCACACAACCACAGGAGGGAUACAAAGGGCCCCCUCCACCAGAUUAUAACAGCAGCGACCAGAAGACGGCGUGUAGAAGACAUGAGCUCUAUGUCAGCUUCAGAGAGCUGGGCUGGCAGGAUUGGAUCAUUGCUCCUGAGGGCUAUGCAGCCAACUACUGUGAUGGAGAGUGCUCCUUCCCACUUAACGCCCACAUGAACGCCACCAACCACGCUAUUGUGCAGACACUGGUGCACCUGAUGAACCCUGAGAAUGUACCAAAACCAUGCUGUGCCCCCACCAAGCUGCAUGCCAUCUCAGUGCUCUACUUUGACGACAACUCCAACGUCAUACUGAAAAAAUACAAGAACAUGGUGGUGCGGGCCUGUGGCUGCCACUGACAUCAUCAGGUACCAGUAGUGCUUGGUUGAAAGAUGGGUUGGCAAAGGGCUGCAACUGCACCAGUAACUUCCUGGGUGAAGUAGAGAUCAAGUAGACACCAGUUUUCCUGCCCAAACCUUCAGCCUGCAAGGACUGUCCAUUUACAUGUUCUACUCUAAUUAUCUUGGGACAGCUCAAGACCUCCAUCUAAUAAGAUAAUUUUAAUGCAAGGCAUGAGACUAAGAGGGGACCAAAAACAACACCAUAUGGGUGUCAUCUAUAGGCAACAUUAGCCCACUCCAGUGUUGAGCAACCAAGCUGUCUAUCACCUCUCAGUUGGCUGUGGAUUGGUGUCUUCACUUUAUGGGUCUGCAAGCGAGUGAAUGUGUCCGUGUGAGAGAGAGAGAGGGUAGGGGAGGAAUAGUUAGUGUUGAGGUCUGUAUAUAUUUUAUGAAAGUGUUUGCAUGAAUGCCUAAGAGGCUACUGCACCUACUCCCACAGUGAGAGGGUGUGAACUGUUGUGGGACCAGUCUGAGCACUGCUUUUCUUCUGUUCAUCCUCUCAGACAUAAAAAAAAAAUCAUGGCAGAUCGGUUCUCAGAUGAGGUUCAUGUAGUUCUCUACAGCACGUGGCCCCGGGCCGUUGACUCACCGAAAACCAACAGUAGUCGGUCUGUCAUCCAGUGGGAUGACAGAAAAUGUGUGAAAAUGGCUUGAGUCAGGUGGGAAAAGUUCAUAUUUUUCUUUACUCAAACAAUCUAAUGCUAAAUAUGUAUGAUUGGAAGCUGUAGAUUCACAUUUCCUUCCUUUUUCCUAAUGUAUUUUUUUUCCACAAGCCAUAUUUGCCUUCCUAAAAUAUAAUAUAGUGACUGCAGGCUAUUUUAAUAGUGCGCUGCUCCAAAUAUCCCCUCCGUGUCAAUAUUUGCCAGGCUCACGCUGCGCUGCAAAUCACCAGACUGAUUCAACAUGAUGCAUGUCGUGGCUAAACUGAUGUUUUUCUCCAAAGAAACGAAGACUAAAGCCGUAUCCCUCCAACAUACCGCAUAUGGCCAGCUCCAUGUUGCUUUACUCACAAAGUUAACAAACGUUUCCACCCCUGACAACCCAUCAAGAGAUUGUGGAAAAACAUUCAGCAAGUCAAAAACAGCCAGCAGAACGUUCCUGUGCCAGCUUUCUGAAAUUAGCCCUUUGCUUUUUCAACCCUGAAGGUAAAAUUAUGUUGAGAUUUGUGUCCAGUGCUGACAUCUUUGUUACUGUGAGCUUUGAAUGAUGUGGAGUCUUUUAGAGAGCAUAUUUUAAAUGAACUAAUACCAGUAAGAUUCAAAAUACUUUAUGUGCCUAACCAACCAAAUUACAAAAUAUACCUCUGGUAAGCUGCUGUUUACAUUUGUGAUCAUGUUUAGACUGUUUUUGUAAAUACUUGUA